Apis dorsata (giant honeybee) is the source of this 3999-nucleotide messenger RNA. RefSeq lists its product as uncharacterized. The record is from RefSeq and is a predicted model, not a curated record. Bases 288 to 2861 code for a protein of 857 amino acids. NCBI's taxonomy places the organism in Eukaryota, Metazoa, Arthropoda, Insecta, Hymenoptera, Apidae. The transcript has 3 exons.
CUUGCACGUGAAACAAGACUUGUUUCAAAGCUGGCCUGCAAUUGUAAUAUCGACAAAGAAAUUUAUAAAGAACACGCAGGGCCAGAGAACGGAGAAAGUAUAGGGAUUAAAAGAAGAUACAUAGACGUCUUCACAAGUGUCCUUAAAAGCGUUGAAAAACCGCAUUCAUUGUCGCGUGUGUGCCAGCAAGCUCUCUCGUUUCCUACUUCUGGUUAUGGAAUGAACCGAUGUUCGACUGAAUUUUACGGUUGUCCGUACUGGUUUAGGUUCUGCUACCAAACAUCAUCAUGACCCCAAUGAUGCGGCUUUUCCUGCCGUUAUUACCGCUGAUAUUGUCCCCCUACUCGACUAUGAUUUGUUCAGCGAGCGGCGAUGGUGGACCUAAUAGCCCAAUCUUCAAUCUUGAUAACACCGCGCUAGAAAAAAAUCUAGCGGCAAUAUUUAACAAAGUGGCGCACAGCUCGGCGACGACAAAGCGCAGCGUGCCAGCCUAUGAUGCUCAAGUUUCGGCCAGUACAACCCUUUCGACGGUACCGUCACCUUUGACGACGACCACCACGACCACAACGACGAGCCCGUCGAUACCAUCUGUCAGGUAUCCUCCCGUUCCUCGGGCGACCAUGUCGCCAGCCUUUCGCGAAUUACCUUCGUACGCUCCUCCUUCCCGUGCCCUCUUCACUCCUCCUUUACCGCCCGAGUACCUUCAUCCAUUCGCAAAUAAGCCGACGCUGAGAGGAACCAACUCGGAUGUUCAUUCGAGUCUCAAGAGACCAGUACCACCGCCAAGCGGGACCCCGGCUCAUGAGAGAAUACCCAUCAGGCCACCUGACCUUCAGGGUCCCUCUCAAGUGCCGGAAAGACAUUCUCAUUCUAGAAACAAACCAUUGAAUACGCCCAGUAAGGAGCAGAAUGUGUUAGAGUCCAGUGAGCCGGACAGAAGAAACAAUACCAAUGAGUUUGUACCUACUCUGCAUUAUCCUAGCAUCUCAAGAAUAUUAUCGGGCAGCAAUGGCCGUAAGCAAGAUAUACCAGAAAUACUUUUGAAGCCUCUGGCUACGAAAAAUCCUGCGCAAAAUGCACCGGUGAUCCCGACCACCGAAAAAAUGAGCACACCAUCCACCACAACGGCCAGAACAUUUAGCACACUGGAUUCUUCCAAAUCUGUUACGCAACCGACGAUUUUCAACCUGCCGAAUACCAAAAGACACGAUGACGACAGUUACCAUGGUCUUAGGAAUGAAAAUGGUUUCAAAACGGAGAAUAUCGAGAUCGUGGAUACGGAAAGACUUCCAUAUCCUCAGCCACAACCUCCUGCUCCACCUCCGAAGAGGCCAAACGAAGCUGGUGAUCGUACUGUCCCGCAGAUCGACACGCAUCCCCUUGAAUCCACCUGGCGGAUCGCUUGGUUCCUCCAUGUAUAUAUCGCAGCAAUUAUGUUCACAUUAAUGGCCCUAUAUUCGAUCUACAAGAUCGUUCGUUUCAACGAGGCAACGAAUCUACUCACCCAAUCGUACUUCCUUACGGUCCAUUUGCUUCUCACAACCGUAUGUACCUUGAGGUGUUUUCACUUAUUUUAUGACGCUUAUAAUUUAGGCCGUUCACUGCCCGAGCCUUUAUCCCGAGUGCUCAUGUACCUACCGGCACCUUUAUUAUCGACGGCGUUCGCCACUUUGGUACUAUACUUGGCACAUUGCUCAGAGGCGCCCUCGUUGAACAACAGGUUCCUCUCGCCAGCAGCGCUGGUUCUGUCUUCAACGAUUCACGUAGUCCUUUGCGUCUCCCUGCACGUGUCUACGCACGUGCUUGGAUAUCAGGAUGAGGCGAAAAUAUUACCGUUGAUCUGUCAGUGCAUUUACAUCAUUGUGUGCGUGACGCUUGGUCUUGGUUACAUGUAUGUUUAUCGUGUGGUACGUACGCAAAUAUUGCUAACGAACAACAAGACAGCUGGAACAAAUCACAUAGUCGGUGCCGAUCCUACCACCAUGGCCUUGAGCACCGCCAUCACAACCAGUAUCGCUACUGCUCUUUUCUUCAUUUUGAUGGGAUUCGUCCAGCUGUACGGUAUCUUCGGUAACGUCCAGGAACGACCGCAAUCGUAUCCAUGGUUAUGGUGGGGCUGGCAAUUCUCCGUUAGAUUGCUGGAAUUGGCGGUGUGCGGUCUUCUCGCCUGGGUAGCUAGUCUAUCCCAGUAUCCGUUACGGGAGAAACAGCUACAACAACACCCGGUUCACUCUGGCUUCGCUCUAUUUCCAUGCGGUAGCUCGACUUCCACCGAGAAUAUGGACGACGUGCUUUACCCAGCUAUCUGCAGUACCAACCAGGCGAUCCAGAAUUACACAAUGAGAACUGGGAAACAGGUUUAUGACGAUAGUUUCCCACUGAACACGCUGCCCGAACAUUUGAACAUAUCAGGUACUUUUGAAAGGCAUUCCAUUCGCAAAUCAGGCACUAUGGGCCAUUUCCCACACGAAGGUCGUGGCUCGUUAAACCGACACGGUAAUGGGAUACAAACUCUAAGAAACUCCGAAAGUCGUGGUAGACAUACACCGGUGCAGCAGAGUAGUGGAGGUGGUGUUCAUGAACAAACCCCGACCACUGGUUCAACGAUGCUCGUCGCUGAAGAUGGUUUCGUAAGGUUCCGUAGCCUGGGAGCUGAGGAUGACGAACUAUCUGACACACCAAGCGUUGUUGGAACCCAUGGUAGAGGAAGUUCGUUGACCGGAAGCGUGAGAUUCAAUACGAGACACCCAACGCUACAGCAUCAACAUCCUCAUCAACAUCAACAUCAACAUCAACACUCAUUGCAACAUCCACUUCAGAGUCAACAUCAAGCUCAUCAUCAAUUGUAUAUCAACACGUAAAAGUCUAUUGUUCCAAGUGUUCCAAACGAUAACUUCUUAUUUCCAUUAAUUUGAUUAACGAUCAAAGGAGAUCGUCAAUGAAGAUAUAAAAUAUUCUGUGGCUCCCUCUGGCGGCUAAUGGUCUAAACAACUUCGAAGAAACAGAAAAAUUUUAUCUUUACUCUGUAAGAUACGUCCUUGUGUAUAAACAAAACCUAAAGCGAAAAUUUGAAAAAAAAUUAAGAAACUUGCCAUUUGCAAUCUCCCGCUUCGCAUCUGCAUCUGAGCCGAACUUUUGCUGUUCAUGAUAUUCACAAUAUUUAUUUCAAAGUUCGUGAUCGAGAGGCAGAGAAGAAAAAAUAAUGGUAUAAAAAAAUGGAGAAAUGUAUACGCAGAACUCGAUAACAGAGUUUCUUUCCUCUACCUUAACGUGGGUAGUGUUCAGGGUAUCUCGAACUGUACAUUAGGCAUUUGGUACUUAUUAAGAUUCAUGUGAUUUAAAUAAACGAUUGUAUAUUGUCAAUGAAAAAGAGAGAAGGAAAUAAAUUUUCUUUUAUUUUUCUUUCUUCGAGUAGUGAAAAAAACUCGGCUGUGGAACGUAUCGGUAUAACAUGUGAUUCGAUGAUAAGUUAUAAUGAUUCUGCGAAUACCUAUUGAUACAUUAUUUAAUAAUUUAUUUUUCUUAUAAUUUCUUUUAGUUUUUAUAACAUUUAAGAUAAUCUUUUUUAAUAGCACUAUUUUAACGAAUACUCGAAUUUUUCUGCAUUGUUAAAUUUUAAUUAAUAAAAUAUAAACAACGUAUUCUUAAUUAAAUUCAAGGUAUUCGUAAUUAAAUUCAACAUCAUUUUAUCACUUGUUUAAUCGAUACGCGUAUACUUCCUCGAGAUCAUGCAUGCACGUGUUCCACGGCAUAUCAUUUUGCGAUCAACAGGAAGUAUGUUUUAUAAUGAAAAAUAAAAGCUAAAAAAAGUUUUAAUAAAAAAUGGAAAUUUAUUAACGUGGUCCAAAUAAAACGAAUGAAAAUGAACGAAAAAUAACUCGAAAAAUUUGUAGUAAUUCUAUGAAAAUUCCAAGCAACAAGCGGAGAUGUACAAUUUCUUUUUAUUUUCGUUGUAAAGUUGAAAGAAAUUAAAUAUGAAAAUAAUGUUGAAAAUGAAGA